AUGGCGAGCCAACGGAACACUUCUCGCAGCCCGCCGCUUCUCGACUUCGCCGCCUUCUACGACUCGGAUCCGGCAAAGAAACAGGCCCUCGUCGGCCAGAUCCGGGACUGCUGCCUGCACAAUGGCUUCUUCCAGAUCACAAACCACCCGGUGCCGCUCGAGCUGCAAGAGCGCAUCAUGGCCUGGAACAAGGCCUUCUUCGACCUGCCGCUCGAGGCGAAGAAGAAGGUCGGCAAAGAAAACAACAGCUGGAACCGGGGCUACGAGCUGCUGCGCUCCCAGAUCCUGGAGGAAGGCACGCUGCCCGAGCUCAAGGAAGGCUUCUACGUCGGCGACGAGAUCCCCGUCACACACCCGUACUUUGUCAACAAGAAGCUCAACUCGGGCCCCAACCAGUGGCCCGCCCCCGACACCUUCCCCGGCGUCGACGACUUCAGGCGCACGUGCAUGGCCUACUACCACGCCGUCGUCGCGCUGGCAAAGGACAUCCUCAAGGCCAUCGCCCUGAGCCUCGACCUCGGCGAGGACCACUUCGACGACUUCGCCACGGGCGCCGUGGCGACGAUGCGGCUGCUGCACUACCCGCCCACGGAAAAGGGCGACGGCGACGAGAAGCUGCGCCGGGGCAUCGGCGCCCACACCGACUUCGGCGCCGUGACGCUGCUGCUGCAGGACGACGUCGACGGGCUGCAGGUGUGGGACAGCGAGGUGCGGCAGUGGUUCGACGUGCUGCCGGUCAAGGGCGCGCUGGUGGUGAAUCUCGGCAACCUCAUGAUGCGCUGGUCCAACGACCGCUACGUCUCCAACACGCACCGCGUCAUCAACCGCUCCGGCACCGAGCGCUACAGCAUCCCCGUCUUCUUCAGCGGCAACCCGGACUACACAAUCGAGUGCCUGCCCAACUGCCGCGAGUCGGAGCACGACGCCCCCAAGUACCCGCCCAUCACCGUCGAGGACGCCGUCGGCGGCAGCUACCGCGAGAGCUACGGCCGCGCCGAGAAGUGGAAGCAGGACGAGGAGGAGAAGAAGAAGAGGAGGGCGAACGCUGCCGGCAGCUUGGAGGGCGUGGCGCCGGCCGUGGCCGUGGCUUGA
Molecule: messenger RNA, 1092 nt
Organism: Diplodia corticola
Lineage: Eukaryota; Fungi; Ascomycota; Dothideomycetes; Botryosphaeriales; Botryosphaeriaceae
Product: 1-aminocyclopropane-1-carboxylate oxidase
Exons: 2
Coding region: 1-1092 (363 amino acids)
Molecular function (GO): dioxygenase activity
Source: RefSeq, a predicted model, not a curated record